Molecule: messenger RNA, 936 nt
Organism: Linum trigynum
Lineage: Eukaryota; Viridiplantae; Streptophyta; Magnoliopsida; Malpighiales; Linaceae
Source: the annotation of a GenBank genome assembly
AUGCCGACUAUGCAUAGAUCUGGAGCUGCCAUGGCUUGGAAUGUUUUCAAAUUCUGUACUGCCCUGCGAGGUCUGGGUUCAAUCAUGAUCUUGUUGGUUCUAGGUGUUGUCGGUGUCACUUAUUACGCUGUCGUUUUAACCAAUUACGGGCCGGCUUUGUACGAUGGUGGCGUCGACUCCUUUAAUGCUCUCCUUGUCUUGGUCCCAUUCCAUUGCUUGCUGAUCAUGCUCCUGUGGAGCUACUUUUCCGUUGUGUUAACUGAUCCCGGUAGUGUACCUCCGACUUGGAGGCCUUCUGCUGACGAGGAAAGAGGAGAAGCUGAUUCAUUGAAUGGUCAAGAGUUUAAUAGUGUGCAGACGGACCUAGCUAAGCCUAGAGUACGGUACUGCAGGAAGUGCAACCAGCUCAAACCGCCUCGUUGCCACCAUUGUUCUGUUUGUGGAAGGUGUAUUUUGAAGAUGGAUCAUCACUGUGUUUGGGUUGUAAAUUGUGUUGGUGCAUUAAAUUACAAGUACUUCCUUUUGUUUUUGUUCUACACAUUUCUGGAGACAAGCCUAGUGACUGUGUCUUUACUACCACAUUUUAUUGCAUUCUUCGGUGAUGGAGAAAUCCCUGGCACACCAGGCACUCUGGCGACCACAUUUCUCGCUUUUGUCCUGAAUCUGGCUUUUGCACUAAGCGUGCUGGGAUUCCUAAUCAUGCAUAUAUCAUUGGUGGCCACUAAUACCACGACGAUUGAGGCGUACGAGAAAAAAACCACACCAAAAUGGCGUUAUGAUCUGGGACGAAGGAGGAACUUCGAACAGGUUCUUGGCACGGAUAAAUGGUACUGGUUCAUUCCAGCUUACUCAGAUGAGGAUUUAAGACGAAUGCCUGCACUUCAAGGGCUGGAAUACCCGUCAAGGCCAGAUUUCGAUUCAGAAGAGUUCUUCUAG